CGCUGCAAGGCAUCGCCGCUUCUUUCUUCUUUUUUUUUAGUUUGGUUUAAAAGCGCGUUUUGCACGGCUCUGCCCGGCCCGGCUUGGCCUUGCCUUGCCUGGCCUGGCCUGCACGCUGGUGUAUGUGCAGAGAGGUGUGGAGGGGGGGGAGCCUACAGCAGGCUAACGGCAGCCGGGGCUUACUGCUGCCGCACAUGUAUGUCAAGUUGUCCGUGAACUUUGGACCCAUUUGGGAGCCAUGUCGAUCCUGCCGCUGCUGCUGAGAAACGGCAGGAGAGCGGUGUCGGUAAUCCGCGGCGGGCGCACAGCAACCGAAGCACUUUCAGGAGUUCAUCCGGUCGCGCGGCGCUUCAUCAUUGACAUGUCCUACUCCGCGCACUUCAUGGAUUUUAACGGAUCCUCCAUACCGAGCAGUAUGAAAAAGCUGGUCGUAAACAAGCUUAGUCCUAAUUUCAGGGAGGCCGUUUCUACGCAAACCGUCGCGGUUCCGACACCCGGAGACGCGGACUUGCUCGUCAGAAAUCGUUUUGUGGGAAUCAACGCCUCUGAUAUUAAUUACUCUGCAGGCCGGUACGACCCCUCGGUAAAGCCCCCCUUUGAUACCGGUUUUGAGGGUAUUGGGGAGGUUGUUGGCCUUGGCCUUAGCGCCAGCUCCUCUCACACCGUCGGGGACACUGUGGCCUACUUCGGCAGCGGUGCGUUUGCCGAGUACACGGUGGUGCCAGCCAAGGAAAGUGUGCCUGUCCCCGCGGUGAAGCCAGAGUUCCUCACCCUGCUGGUCAGUGGUGCCACGGCCUACAUCGCCUUGAAACGUCUGGGCGACCUGGCCAAAGGGGAGACGGUCCUGGUCACGGCAGCAGCAGGAGGAACGGGACAGUUUGCCGUGCAGUUUGCCAAACAGGCCGGUUGCCACGUGAUCGGGACCUGUUCGUCCAACGAGAAAGCCGGCUUCCUUAAAUCCAUCGGCUGCGACAGGCCAAUCAACUACACCACAGAAGACCUGGCCAAGACGCUGAGGAAAGAGUACCCACAAGGCAUAGACGUGGUGUACGAGUCAGUUGGAGGCAGCGUUUUCGAACUCGCGGUGAACAGUUUGGCCAAAAAGGGCCGGCUGAUAGUGAUUGGCUUCAUCUCGGGGUACCAGACGGCAUCAGGGAUCCCUCCCUUCAGAGGGGGAACACUACCGGUCAAGCUGCUCCAGAAGUCGGCCAGCAUUCGGGGUUUCUUCCUGCCCCACUUCCUCAGUGACUACAGGGAGGCUCUGGGUAGCAUGAUGCAGAUGUAUGCCAAGGGGAAGCUAGUGUGUGAGGUGGAUUGUGGGGAUUUGACACAGGAGGGGAGGUUCGUAGGCUUGGAGUCAGUCUUCCGAGCUGUGGACUACAUGUAUGCUGGGAAAAACCUGGGCAAGGUGGUGGUGGAAGUGGCACCACCCCCUGUUAGCAAUAGUAAGCUGUGAUUUCUUUAACUGAUUGUUAGUGCACUAAAAAAA
Messenger RNA from Sander lucioperca (pikeperch), 1489 nucleotides. Its product is annotated as prostaglandin reductase 3. Gene Ontology annotation, cellular component: mitochondrion. The transcript has 2 exons. The coding region runs from base 239 to 1456 and encodes 405 amino acids. NCBI's taxonomy places the organism in Eukaryota, Metazoa, Chordata, Actinopteri, Perciformes, Percidae. Gene Ontology annotation, molecular function: oxidoreductase activity; zinc ion binding. The record is from RefSeq and is a predicted model, not a curated record.